AUUUUCUUCAUAUCUCCGCAAUCUCUGCAGAAAGGCAAACAAGAAAUAAACAUGAAACUCACAUUAGCCAUCCUCCUGGUGUUGGCGUUGACCCAAUUCGGAAGUGGUCGUCUCAUUGCAGAUAUAAUGAUGUAUGAUGGCAUGUACAAUGCUACUGCUGCUGCUACUACUACUUCUGCUUCGGCUCAAGUUCCGCAGUUUGGUGCCUCAAUGGUGACAUGCGAGCCAGCUUACGGAUUCUUGCCCUGCACCACGGAGUUGCCAGGGCUGAUAUUCUUGAUUGUGGUGUAUCAGUACUUGUUGUCCCUGGGCCAGAAGUAUGUAUCAGAUGGUUCUGAUUUGUUUUUCAAGACUUAUGGACCUGGGAGUUUCGGAGACAGUUUGUUUCAUCUCAUUGGCACCAUCCCUCAAGUCGCUUUGAUUAUUGUGUCCAGGCUUUCAGGAAAUGCCCAAGCACAAGCAGGAAUAGGGAUAAGUAUUCUUGCUGGUGGAGCUGUCACUAAUCUUACACUUACAUGGGGUAUUGCUGCUGUUUUAGCCAGCUACAAAUUUUCAGAUGCACCAGCAACUAUAGAUGGCUCCGUGCCACUUAAGAAGCCACCAGGUCUAACAGGUUCUGGUGUUCUUACUGAUGUUGACACUAGCAUCACAGCAAGAAUUAUGUUGAUAUCCGUAGUUCCACUGUUGAUUCUUCAACUAACAAAUGUUGUUGGUUCAUCUUCUGGAUCGCAUUUGAUUGUUCUCAUUACUCUUAUUGUUACCCUCCUACUACUAUUUUCUUACAGUUUAUAUCAGAUAUUUCAACCAUGGAUUCAGGAAAGAAGAUUUAAGUAUCUGACCCAAAAAUUUGUGAAAGACAAGCUACAAGUUCUUCUUACAAAUAAGGGAGAACCUAAUAUAGAGCUUAUAAAACAGAUCUUUCAGGGAAUUGACCAUAACAAUGAUCAUGUCAUAUCACCUGCUGAGUUGAGGACUUUGAUCAUAGGAAUAAAAUUGGAGGAUGAUGGUUUCGUAAGAGGAGACUAUGCGGACAAAGUUAGAGAAGCAUUUGAUAUUAAUAAUGAUACUAAUAUUAAUGAAGAUGAGUUUGUCAAUGGACUUUCUCAAUUUCUUUUAGAUGCUCAGAAGCCUGGCAAUCAAAAUGAUCUGAAAGUUCCAAACGCUAGUACUGAAGAAAACCAGAGCCUCUUGGUACAGGGAACUAGCACCACUAGUGUCGAGGAUCCAUGGAAGAACUACCUUAACGCUGCAUACUUAAUUCUGUUAGGAAUAACUAUAUCAGUCUUACUUGCAAAGCCACUCAUACAAUCUGUAGUUGGAGUUGCUACUGCUGCAAAAAUCCCUUCCUUCUUCAUCCCUUACGUCGUAAUACCAUUGACUUUAGCCUCCAGGUCUGCAGGGAGGACCAUCGCUUCUGCUAAACUGAAGACACCUGAAUCCAUUUCCCUACUACUGUCCCAGAUAUACGGAUCAGUGUUCAUGAGCAAUCUGAUAAGCUUAACGACAUUCUUAACCGUUGUUUAUAUUCGAGAUAUACCAGUUGCUGCUACAGCAGAAUUUCUGGUUGCUAUAGUUAUCUGUACAGUUAUGGGUGUGUUUGCUAGUUUCAGAACUGCAUUCCCACUGUGGACAAGCUACUUGGUAAUCCUUAUGUAUCCAACCUCUCUGGUUACUCUAUAUGUACUUACUAGUGUAUUGGGAUGGUCUUAGGAAAUUUGAGAAUGAUAAAUUUAUUGUAAGAUGUUUUCAUUUGAUAAAAUUACAUGUAUUUUGUCUUGUUUUGUAAGACUUCAUUUGUCAUUUAUGCUGUAAGUUGAUUUGCGGUGCUACCAAUAAAAGAAAAAAGGGCUUGAUUGCGUAUUUUAUUUUAU
This is a messenger RNA of Daucus carota subsp. sativus, 1871 nucleotides long. Its product is annotated as sodium/calcium exchanger NCL1-like. Gene Ontology annotation, molecular function: calcium:proton antiporter activity; calcium ion binding. The coding region runs from base 52 to 1710 and encodes 552 amino acids. The transcript is spliced from 7 exons. The record is from RefSeq and is a predicted model, not a curated record. Gene Ontology annotation, biological process: calcium ion transmembrane transport; intracellular calcium ion homeostasis. Lineage: Eukaryota; Viridiplantae; Streptophyta; Magnoliopsida; Apiales; Apiaceae. Gene Ontology annotation, cellular component: membrane.